Cydia pomonella (codling moth) is the source of this 4629-nucleotide messenger RNA. RefSeq lists its product as uncharacterized. The record is from RefSeq and is a predicted model, not a curated record. Bases 117 to 662 code for a protein of 181 amino acids. Lineage: Eukaryota; Metazoa; Arthropoda; Insecta; Lepidoptera; Tortricidae. The transcript has 2 exons.
GUGGCGAAAUGUGGAACUACGGACGCCAUCUUGUCAACAAACUGUCAAGGCGGCCGUAGGACAUAGAUGUCCGUUGUGUGUUUUUGUGUCGAUUUUAAUCAUAUAUAUCCGCCAAAAUGCCGAAAAACAUAACCAGUGAAGUGCGUGAGAUAAUAUUAAAAGUGAAAGAGUUUAUGGACGAAGAAAAACGUAUGCAAGUGCCGAUAAUUCCUUUAAGUAAAGUGUAUGUGCGGGUCUCCGCCGCUACAGGUGUAUCAGAACGUACUGUACUUAACAUAGUCAAAGAAGCGCGCCUAGUAGAACAAGGUCUUCUAGACCCAGAGACGCUAAAGAAAACGCCCAAAAAACGCGUUCGUACUAAAGGCAAGAUAGAAGUCGACGAAUAUGACUUACAAGUCAUAAGACGCAAAAUCCAUGAGUUCUAUGCAUUUAAAAAGGAGGUGCCUACUAUUAACAAACUGUUACAAAUCCUAAAGGAAGAAAUCAAUUUCAAAGGGUCUCGAGAAACGCUUCGUAAAAUUCUUCGCAAAAACGGAUUCCAGUUCAGAAAGACGAAAAAUAACAAAGAGAAGGAGCCAGUUCCAGAACCUACGUCUUCAGUGCCUCCAAUGGUCCCACCCUACAUCCACACUAUGUUUAGUCAUAAAAAUAUUCAGUCGUAAGUUUUAGCCUAGAAAAUCUCGAAUAUAGUGAUAAAGGCAGUCGCGCUGGCAACAUUGUUCUGACAGGCGGCCACAACAGUGCCACCCGUCUACGCUCUAACUUUGUCAUCCAUGUUUGGAACUGCAUAAUCUUUAUUGUUGGUUAUAACGUAUGAAUUCUGUAUAAAGAUGAUAAAAAGUAGCGAAUAGUAAUGUAUUUGUACCUAUGUCCUAUGCAGUACUUUUAGAAAACUUGAAUGGCAACUAGAAAUUGUAUUUUUAUGUGUAGGAACUUAUUGUAAGACUGCCAUUGUAAUAUUAUUAAUAGAGUUAGACCAAGCUAAGUUGGCAGCGGUUUUGAUACACAGACUGCGCAAGUGUUAUUUAAACGUCAUAAUUUGAUAGAAGAUUGACAUUUAAAAUAACACUUUCACUGUCUGGGCAAAUCACUGUCAAAUUAGCAUGGCUUAACUAUAUUUGAGAAGCUUGUGAAUAGGCUUUAUAAGUAAUAUUUAACUGUUAAUUUUAGUGAUGAACGGUAGAGACUUUGACAAAGCAUGCAUGGAGUCGAAAUGUAUGUGUAUGAUUGUUAUGUUGUAUACUCUUGCAUUAUAUAAUAGUAGGAAGUUGACGAUUAGGAUCGGAGGCAUUACCAUAAUUCAAGCGAUGUAUCGCAUUAAGGGUAUUAUUCUUUGUAAAGUUAUAAGUAUACAAGGUACAUAAUUUAAGAGAAUCUUGAGAUGAAUUGGCUCGAUUUGAUGGGAUGUGGCUUACUUACUCCUCUGGCGCAGCGACCCAAAGUGUGUCUUGGCCAUGGAGAAUGGGAAAUGAGGAGAUAUAAUUUACUUAUUCAUUGCCAGCGCGAGCUAUGGGGUACCCGUGCAGCCGAAGAUGUAUUUUUGGUCGGUUUGUAGUGAAAAGUGCCUAUGAACAGAGAAUCCACUGCGGGUUGCUGGCAGUGAACAUUUUAACAGCAAAUGGCAUAAAUAUUUGCAAAGCGAAUUCAACUUAGUUCUCAUACUGUAAACACAUAAAACUGCAUUCAAAUAAGCCCAGCGAAAUUAGUAUAAGACAUCUUAAGAAUUAAUCCAUUGGGAACCAGAGAUAAUGAAUUAAUUACAUUGUUUACAACAAUAAAUUUAUUAAUUCUUUAUUGCACAUUGAACUUAAUGCCAUAAGGCAUUCCCUACCAGUUAACCGUUAGGCAAAGCAGAUAAGUUACAGGAGGUGCAAAAAACAUGUGUUCCCAUUAUUAUAUUAAGAAGUAUGUGCCAAAUUUUGACCCAUUUGCCCAUAAUUUACUGUUCGCUCAACAUUGCUUUAAAAUUUGAUAUUCAUACAAUUUAUAAUAAAUAAAAACGUACAUAAUCAAUAAUAAUCAUAAAUCUACACCCAAGGCCAAAAGAAUGGAAACAAGGUUGUUUUCUUUAAUAUAUCAUGUUUCAGUCUUUGUUUUAUAAUUGUAACCUAAAAUUUACAUUAAAAAUACUCGCUAAAUCACAAACAUAUAACAUCCUAACAUAUUGUCAAAAAAAAAAAAAAAUUAGGAAAAAGUAACAUAAUUAUAUCCUUUUAAUUGCUUUGAAAAAUGUUGAACUGAGUCAUUUACUUUUAAAAUGUUCUAUUAUAUUUACCAUUUUGUUUCUAAUGCGGUAAUGAGUGAGAAAAAUCGCUUAAAAAAUCACACUUUUCUAUUAAAACCUAAGCUUGUUUCCAUAAUUUUGGCCGUGGGUGUAAUAUAACUGGAUUAGGCAUGAACGGUGGGGUGGGGGUUAUGGUGGGCAAAUAACCCGACAAAAUUAGGUAGGUUGUUUUUGGUAUGUUGUCAAGAAUAUUAAAACGGAUUUUUAAUUUUGUCGCAUUACAUGUCUGUCCCUCACAGGCGCACGCAUAGCACAUCUAUAGGAUCCUACUAUCUAUGUACAUAAUACAAUUUAUUUAUUAUUACAUAGUAAUACAGUCUGUGGCAUAAUCUGCCUCUCUCCAUUAGGCGGCUCAGAGCAAAGUCAACUCCAAGUAUAUGUUGCUCUAGCAUAUGUUUGAAGUUCAAUUAUUGUCCUCAUGAUAUUUCACCAUCCCUACUAAUAUUUUAAAUGCAAAAGUGUUACUUCUUCACGCUUAACCUAUCAGAACCCAGGUAUUUGUAUACCUACAAUAUGCCAACUAUAUAAGACUCAGUACUAAGUAUACACUGAGAUCUCAUGAUGUCAGAGGGCAUCAGGGGGUAAAACUGCUGGACUGAUUUAGAUGAAAUUUGGUAUGAAGAUAGUAUGAGGGCUUAAGGGAAGGAAAAAGGGUAAUUGUUAUCAGACCAACUUGAGGCCAAAAUUAAUAGGUAUUUAUUUAUGUAUGUAUGUAUAUUUAUUUUUUCUAUAUAUAUUAUUUAUGUAUUUAUACGUAUGUCUAGCGUGGGGAUUAUAGCCCGAGCCCUCUCGCGCAUGAGAAGAGGCCUGUGCCCAGCAGUGGGACGUAUAUAGGCUGAAUUAUUAAAUUAUUAUAUACUUAUGUCUGGCCUAGUGGGUAGUGACCAUGCCUAUGAAGCUGAUGGUCCUGGGCUUGAAUUAAGGUAAGGGCAUUUAUUUGUGUGAUGAGCACAGAUAUUUGUUCCUUAGUUAUGGAUAUUUUCUAUGUAUUUAAGUAUAAGUAUAUAUAUCGUUGUCUGAGCACCCACAACACAAGCCUUCUUGGCUUACCGUGGGACUUAGUCAUUUUGUGUAAGAAUGUCCCUAUAAUAUUUAGAUGGAUAUGUAUUUAUUUAUUUAUACAUAUAGCUUUGUUUUAAAAUCUUUAAUUUGUAAAAAACUGUAUGACGCUGCAACAAAUCAAUCUUUCGGUUUAGCCCACGGUCGGCUGGUAGAGAAUGCCAUAUGACAUUAAGUCUGCCAUUUGUACUGUCAUGUAUUGUGCAAUAAUGUUUCAAUAAAUAAAAUAAACAAUGGAUCGUAGGGUGGCCCACGUUUGUAUGGAAUAUAAAAAAAAUGCAACCAUUUCUCCACAUGGCUUUAUUUGUUCCCUUUGUUCUAUUAUUUUAUUAUUUUAUUUUAUUUUAUUUUAUUUAUUGAACACAAUUCAAGUUUACAGUUUCAGACCAAUUCACUUACACAAACACAAAACAUAAAUUAUCAGGAUUAAUAAAUAAAUAAAUAAACAAAUAUGAAAUUUAUGAAGUAGUAAUUUGUAUGUCAAAUUUUUACUCUUUGGUGUUUGGUGUUAUAGUGUUUUUAGAUCGUCGCCCAAUAAAGGGUUAAGCGAGAUAUUUUUUUAAAUUAUAAAGUCAGAUAAUGUUUUUUUUUCUUCUGGUUCUUACUUAUAUAACAUCGUAAUAUGAGGAACUUUCUUCAGACUUUUCUAAUCCCGGUCUGUACAGAUCUCCCAAAUGGACUUCGUCUAAGGUCAAGGAUAAAAAAUGUAUGGUUGGGAAGACCUUAUUGGGCUAGAACCAUUGACAUAUAUAUUAAGGACGGAUCUUACGGGCAGUAAGAAUGGUGCCAGUUCAGUGGUGUCACCCACGAAUUCGAGCCAAUCUUGUAGUCUUACGCAACUAGUUGCGACCAAUCGCGCGCGUGAUGCGAACUCGUCGACCAAUCGCGUUGUGGCGUUAGACUGCACGAUUGGAUCGAAUUCGUGUGCGUGACACCGUUAUACGUCGUGAACGUACAACGGUGUCACGCACAGGAAUUCUGAAAAUAUCAAUACGGACAAAGUGCCAAAAAUAUAUGUACACACUAAUAUAUAGGCAAUGAGGUCGUUUAUACAUAUUUUUGGCACUUUUUUCGUAUCGAUGUCCCUAAAAAUGAAUUAUGGAAUGUAUUGUGAACUCUCUCGUCUCUUUCUUAUAAAUAGCGGCGUCUCACUCAGCUGCAUAUACAAUGUAAAGCGCCUGUAAAUGUAAAACAAUAAGUUACUUAGAUAAUUAUAUUUUAGAUAAUUGUACAUUUUAGAUAUAGUUAUAUUAAAAAAAUCGUAAUUAAACUAGUUAGAAUAAAGA